Dibothriocephalus latus is the source of this 354-nucleotide messenger RNA. The record is from the annotation of a GenBank genome assembly. NCBI's taxonomy places the organism in Eukaryota, Metazoa, Platyhelminthes, Cestoda, Diphyllobothriidea, Diphyllobothriidae.
AUGCGGACGAUUCCGUUAGCAAACGUUUUUGCAUACUACAAGAGUACCGGCAACGUGAAGGACGGAUCGGCCUUCUUCCUAAGCUACUGUGCUCCAACCAGCGAGCACAUGGAAUGGCGCAAAAUCGUGAUCGCCCGCAAGAAGCCGCGACCCUUCUACGUACAGCCGGUGACUUUUGAAAAUGCCGACAAGACCAUUACGCUGAAAAACUAUCCAGGCAGCAAUGAGGGCAUAAUCCAGUCCUUUGUCGACCGCUACUCCAGUCAGCGCAAAUUUGGUCCAGCUGCGCUGAAGGCCCUCAAAUCUGUUUGGGAUCGCGACCAGGCCUACUUCCCACCACCGGCUGCAAAGUAG